Molecule: messenger RNA, 1168 nt
Organism: Brassica oleracea var. oleracea
Lineage: Eukaryota; Viridiplantae; Streptophyta; Magnoliopsida; Brassicales; Brassicaceae
Product: WAT1-related protein At5g40240-like
Exons: 7
Coding region: 1-1095 (364 amino acids)
Cellular component (GO): plasma membrane
Molecular function (GO): transmembrane transporter activity
Source: RefSeq, a predicted model, not a curated record
AUGAGAGGAGAAGAGACAGAGGCGUGGAUGUACUUUAGAAGAGAUGUUGUGCCGUUUGCUGCCAUGUUUGCAGUGGAGUGUGCCACGGUUGGGUCAAGCACACUGUACAAGGCUGCUACCUUAAGAGGAUUGAACUUCUAUGUCUUUAUCUUCUACACUUAUGUUAUUUCAACACUAAUACUUUUUCCACUUUCCAUCAUCUUUGGAAGGUCAAGAAGAUUGCCUUCAGUCAAGUCUCCUCUCUUCUUCAAGAUUCUCUUACUUGGGCUUGUCGGUUUCAUGGCAGUGAUAGCUGGUUGUAAAGGAAUAGAAUAUAGUUCUCCUACUGUUUCCUCUGCUAUCAGCAACCUCACACCAGCUUUUACCUUCACCCUUGCCGUUAUCUUCAGGAUGGAAAAUGUAAGGUUAAGGAGUUCGGCGACUCAGGCUAAAAUCAUCGGUGCAAUAGUAUCUAUAUCUGGUGCUUUGGUUGUUGUGCUCUAUAAAGGCACCACACUCUUCGCUGCUGCAUCUGUUUCACCUACCAUUUCACUUCACCAGCACUUGAGUUCAUCAGAGUCAAGCUGGAUAAUCGGUGGCCUUUUGAUUACUUUACAUUACUUUCUUACAUCAGUCUGGUAUAUUCUUCAGACUCGAAUCAUGGAGAUAUACCCUGAAGAAAUAACUGUUGUCUUCUUAUACAAUCUAUGCGUAACACUAAUCUCAGCACCAGUAUGUUUACUAGGGGAAAGGAACUUCACUUCUUGGAUUCUUAAACCGGAUAUUUCUCUCGCUGCAAUAAUGUACUCGGGAGUUUUCGUUUCGGUAUUUAGUGGGCUUACCCACACAUGGGGUCUGCAUCUGAAGGGUCCAGUAUACAUAUCCUUGUUCAGGCCAUUGUCUAUUGUUAUUGUAGUAGCCAUGGGUGCUAUAUUCCUUGGCGACGCACUUCACCUCGGGAGUGUGAUUGGAUCAGUGAUAUUGUGCAUUGGAUUCUACACGUUGAUUUGGGGAAAAGCAAGAGAGGAUACAGCCAAAAAUGUAGCUGGCUCUGAGCAUUAUUCACCUUUGCUGCUUACACACAUUAUAGAAGAUGAAGCCUUGCCAUUAAGAUAGAUUGAUGCAAGUAAAUAUUAUGCAUUGUAAAUAUUGACAAUUGGAGGUCCCAAAAACAAUACAACUCUGAAAA